Mya arenaria is the source of this 3534-nucleotide messenger RNA. RefSeq lists its product as uncharacterized. The record is from RefSeq and is a predicted model, not a curated record. Bases 546 to 1490 code for a protein of 314 amino acids. The transcript has 6 exons. Lineage: Eukaryota; Metazoa; Mollusca; Bivalvia; Myida; Myidae.
UUUCAUGUUUUGUGUCCAGAGAGUUCUGGUGCAAGUGAUUUAGUCAGUCUGAUUCAGAAAAUGAUUCUAGCCAUGAAAGUAAUGCUGUCAAUGAUGAAUCAGAUGAUGAUAUAUGUAAUGCAGAGACUGUUCAGUGUGAAAGUUUUGACCAUGAUUUAGAACCUUCUGCAGAGUAUUUAAGACAGAGAAAGAAAACUGAUGAUUUCUUUGCUCAGACCUGCAAGUGUGAAAAACUUUAGGCAAACCAUGCAGUCAAGUUGUCGAUGGUAAUGAUAUAACUGACUUACGUAUGUAUUCAGCCGGUAUGCAGACAGAUGAACUUGAUCUUGUUAUUAAAUCAGCCAUGUUGUGCCACAGAAAAAAUGGCCAACAAACUGACAGUUGUAAACAUAAACGGCAGGAGAGGGUUAGGCCCAGUCAGUAGUUUUAUAUUAAGGGAGUUGAAGUUUGCCGUGAGGUAUUCUGUUUCGCAUACAACAUCGGAAAGGAGAAACUAAAAAGAAUUGGUCGCUCUCUUGACAAUGAUGGAUUGAUUGCUAGGACUCAUGGUAAUACCAAAAGACUACCUCAUAAUGCAAUCACAUUUGAGGAGAGAACACAUAAGAAAAUUCCUCAUCUGCUAUGCAUCUGACAAUGCAAUGCCCGUUCCCGGAAGACUUCCAAACCACCGCAAUAGUUCAGAGUCAUGUUCCUUAGAUGCAACCGUCCACUACAGCUGGGACUUUGCACAGCAGGUUCAUAUUCCACACCAUAGCCAACAGGUUGGACCCCUGUAUUUCAAAACUGCCGGAGGAGAUGUGAGGUAUUUGGAGUUUGCUGUGAAGGAUCUGAGAAACAGGUGUUUUGCCUGGGUGAGGCACAUGCUCAGUUCCACUUUGACAAUUGCCAAGGACAACAAAAAUAAUGCCGUUCUUGGUUAUGCUGUGUGGAGAACAUUGACAGGAGGGCAUAAGACAAUCCAAUACUCACUGAUGCUAGCCGGCCACACCAAAUUUUCAUGCGACUGGCAUUUUGGAGUUUGGAAAAACAGAAUGAGAUACAUGGAUGCAGAGACAGUUGAGGAGGUGGCUUCCACAGAAGCCAUGUCAUCCCGUAAUGGCCACAACAUUCCACAUAUUGUUGAUGGCAACAGCAAACAAGUGUCGUUCUAUGACUGGAGCACCUUCUUCAAAGGCAUUUUCAAACCAUUGAAGAACAUUUCGAAAUACCAUUCAUUUGAGGUGUCUUCUAACGAGCCUGGGGUUUUAAGAGUAAGGAAGUUUGUUGAUGCCCCUGGGGAGAAAAUUAACAUACUGAAAAACUGCCAAGUGGAUAUUGGUGUUCUGCCAGAGCAGAUCUUUGGUGAGGGAAUAAGUGCAGAAAGGCAAUGGUACUUGCAUGAUGUAAAAAGAGACUUUUGCGGAUCAGAUAAUGCAAAAAACACAACAUACCCAUUGCCAUUAGUUGCAAAAGAAGGCUAUUCAAAGGCCAAAAAACAAAAGUUGAAAUAGGCAACUUUAUUGAGAACACUUUCUGUGUGUGUUUCAGCAAAAGUUAUAGUUUGUUUCUUGCUAUAAAUAUAUUGGCAUGUGUAAGUGGAAGUUUUAUGUUUUCAUUUACAUUCAAAGAAUAUAUUUCUUUGUGUUACAUUGAUAAAAUAUUCAUGAUCUUAGGAAUGUAUGGUUUCCUUGGCAACCAAAAGUAACACACUUGAUUGAUCAUUAAAUACUUAUGUAUAAACAUGUAUUUCAAAUAUGGGAAUAUCAUUGAACAGUCGGCCAUCUAUAAGUAAAGUAUGAUGGCAUUCAUAUUUUCCAUACACGACUCCAGUAUAAUGUGAAAGUGUACAUUUAUAAGUCUAUAUGUUAAUAGUUAUACAUUAAUAUAGUUUCAAUAAUCCUUGCAUGCAUAUGUUUGUUGUCAAUUUUGUCAAAUAAGGCAUGUGUCAAUGCUUUCCUUGUAAAUACAUUUCAUUCUGUGUCAUCUUACAACUCCAAAAGAAUGAAAUGAGCAAAAAAAAAGAAUUAUUCUAGGUAUAAGUCAGUUGCUAUGGCAACCAAGUAUAACAUUCUUAUUGAUUUUAAAAAUAAUUGAUUUCACCAGACAAGUUACAUCUUUUAAAUAAUUGCUUGUUUUAAAAUAAUAUGUUUUUUGUUUUGAUUAAUACAAGGAUAAGCUGCACUACUUUUGAACAAUUAACCUUGUUUUAGAAAAGUUGCAGAUUUUCUUUACAGGGUCUAUGUAAAAUUGCUGUUAACAUUCUAUUUUACUACAUAGCUGGCUGAAAUUUUAAUGCUGUACUAAAAUAUUUCCUGCAAACAUAAUCUAUCAAAUUCAAAUGUGAUUUUGUCUAUUUGAGCUGCUUUUGCGUUUAUUUGGAUAAAUUUCUCGUGAAAAAAUUGUAGUCAUGGCAACCGUUUCUAUGAAAUGUACAUGUAGUGUUACAUUUUCCAUAAAUGAUGUUAUUGAUGUUAUGAUAAUGUUUCCACAGAAAUAAAAAAUGCUGGAUUCAAUUUUAAUGGAAUACAGACUCUUAAAAUCAAGGACGUUGUAUUUACUUAUGUUUCCAUUUCCUUCAUUUUUUUCGCCAUUUUAUAACAAAUAGUGGUAUUGCGAAAUUUGUCCUCAAUCCGUCAAUUUUAAAGAUAUCAGCUUUAAACUUCAGGACUUUAUUUCUGAAACAUAGCACAUUCAGAAAAUGUAAAAACCUGAAAAUGUCAUUUUUCCUCAUUAGGACCCAUUUUCGCAGACUUGGUCACAUAUAAUUGUAAUCAUAUUCUAUAACAUAUACUAUAUAAUUAUCUAUUAUUCAACAUCUAGAUAAAAACAUAUAAUUAUGCAGUAUAUGCCAUACAUAUUAUGAAAUCAAUAACCAAGAGUAUAAAAUAUCCCCUUACAAAUUCAAUGCUAAUGGAUUAACGUAUUUCAUUUGUUUUACGUGACUACAGUUUGUUUUAUUGACACUCUUUAUCAAUUUAUACAACCAUUACUCAAGGAACGUGUCAGGGAAAACAUGUUCAGCAUGUAAACCGUGAUGAUAGAGGUGGAAAGUUAUAUGUGUUCUCUGUUUUAAGGGCCGGUCACAAUACAGAAGUGGGUGGGGAAGGUCAAAAAAGGUCAAAAACUAAAACGUUUAAAAAGUUCAUGUCUUAUUUAGUUUUGAGGAACGAUCUUUUUGGGGAAUGAAACAUAUAAUCUUGGUGACACGUUUUAAGGGGGUCCAACGUGUUUUGUGUUUUCCGAAAUUUAAGUGAGCGAAAUGUGUGAUGCGGAAUAAAAUGGCGGAGUUCGAAGAUAUUCGUGGUGUUUUGGGAGGAUAUGUUCACCUGGUAAGCAAGUUUUAUCACUUUUCUCGCAAUAUAAAUACGCCUACCCGGAGGCCACACGUGUAAGCUUCUAACAGUUUUAACCCAUGUUUCUAGAGGCAUUAACAACAGUGAUUGAAUGUAUAAGCUAAACGAUUGCUUGUUUGCAAAGUGAAAAUAGAAAAUUGCGUGACUUAAAACUGUGUUUUUGUCAAAGUGCACCAUUCUUUUCUCUUUUCGACGGUUAUAU